CGUCGAAGUCUCUCCCGCGUGCCUCGCGAUCCGCGCUCACGUGUCACGUCUCGUGUCGUCAUCCGGGAUCAUCGAUCGGCGGGCGGCUCGCCGCCGAAAUAAAACGACGACCUGGGCCGCACGCACCGUCGUCGUCGUCGUCGUCGUCCGGGGUAAUCGCGUUUUCCUGGCUCAGCUGAUCGGAAUGAACAUCCUUUUUAUCCCUGUUCUCUGGUUCUCCCUCUCCGGCCUUCUCCUAUGCCGCGCCGAUUCCUCCUCGCCAGCCCCACCUGUCUUUCUCUUUCAAUCCUCCCCUCUAGACCGGCAUCCGUCCCCUCUACCGAGCCGCUGGAAAUCACUUUCGAAGACCCGUUAACCUACUCGGGGGCCUUAGUAUCCGCUCCGACUCCGGACCUCCGUGCCGACCGCUGCGCAGGUGUCCGUCUCCGCUCCAGCCAAGUCACCUUCGUUUCGCAAUCCCUCGUCCUUGGACGCCGCCAGCCGAGCGUGGCCGACCUAAGAACACUCGGGGACAGUCCCCCGAUGCGAAGCCGCCCGAGCCGAGGAGAACCGGAACUGGCCGGCCCCGUCAGGGUCGCGACACGAAAAAUCGCCCGGCGACGAUGAAGGGAUGGUUCGACGCGUUCCGCAUCGACGGCGGACCGACGCUCUACAGCUACAGCAACCGGACGCCGGUCACCGGCGACGUACCACUGGUGAUCGUCUUCGUGAUCUUCGGCACGAUCUUCACGGCGUUCCUAGUCAUAUUCCCCGGGAUACGAAAGGAGAGACUGAGCACGUUCCUCACCGUGACCUUGAGCCUCUUCGUCGGAGCCUCGAUACAAGUCGCCCAGUAUGGCUCAUCCUGGCACACCAGUUCCGCGACCGUCGUCAGCACGUACAGCGCGUACUCCGGGCAGAAGACCACCGCCGAAAUCGGCGGCUACAUAGGCCUGAUGCACAUCAAUAUCACCUACCGAUUGUUACCAAGCAAUGAACACCCGAUGGACGACGUGGAGUACAAUGAGAGAUUCUGGUGGAGAAGCACUGGAGAGAUGACCAGUGCGUUCAAGCAAGCACUCAAUCAAGGUGCUCCAUUUCCUAUUGUCUCGUUAGCUGAAUACUUUAGCCUUCAUCAGGAAGGAUUCUCAUGGGGCAGCAAGUACCGUCAGGCUGGUUAUUAUGCUUCACUCAUGCUUUGGACAUCGUUCGCCUCUUGGGCCAUGAUGAAUCUGCUGUUAGUGGUGGUGCCACGUUACGGAGCCUACGGUAUGAUUUUCACCGGUACUUGCAUGCUGCUGACCAAUCUAAUAUACUGGGCAUUGCUACCGUGCGAGCCGCUGAUAGCUCACAUAGACGGUUCUAUUCUUGCUUUUAAUCUGGGAUGGAACUACUGGCUGAUCCUGCUAUCCGGUAUCGGAUGCUUGUUCGUCGGGGCGGUGAUAACUGCGAUAGACAUGAUAUUCCCUCAUCAGUUCUCCACUAUACUAGAGGUCGACUACGACACGCCGUACGACCGGCACGUGAUCAUAGAGGAAAGUUUCGACACGAGGAACAUCAGGCGAAGGCUACCUAAAAUCGAGGAUUCGUUUGGUGAUCGUAUAAUAAGCCAACUGUCGUCGAAGCUGCAGAGCAGACACGACGCGAAAGAGGACACCCAAGGCGUGAUAAAUCGUGGCUACACCUCGCACGAGCCCUCGGACUUCCAUCACGAGGACACCGGCAAGAACAACUGGUCUUAUCCGUUCCCGUCGUCCUCGCGGAGGAACAUGAAUGGCUGACUUCUGUUUGUUACGACUCUUGGACGAUUCCGGAAAUAAAUACUUUCAUUCCGCUCGAUACUUCAGUUUACGAAACAUUUCAGCCGCUAGUUUAUCCUGGAACUCUGUUGGUAUUCGGGUACACUUCCUGCUAAGUGUCUUGAUAUGAAACCUAAAAGUGACCAAGAACGUGGAAAAUCGAGGGUUGCACUUUAGGUGUUCGCGAGGUCGUGUUCAGUGAAGAAAAAGUAUUGAAAAAAAAAAUAUUCAUCUCUUCUCUUUUCUUUAACAUAAAUAAGAAAUGUAAUACUCGGUAUAAAUAAACGAUGCGCACACGCGCAUAAAUAUAUACAUAAGGUAGAGUCCCGUGAGAGUCACGAUAGAGUCCAUCGCUUCUUCUCCUGUGCCCGCGGCAGGAUCGAGACUAGCCGAAGUUCUCGAAAUGAUGAAUGAAGUAAGGCAGGCGGCGGCCUUUGUUCACCUCAUCGCAAGACGACAUCACGCUCUUCGUUAGGGGGCGUGGUCCGCAACUAAAUACUCCUAUUUUGCUGACCUGAGACGUGAAAGGUUGAACAGUUGAGAUUAUACUUGAUGUCAAGAAGGAUAUCGUUAUUGAAUAGUUUCAUGAAUUGAUCCACUUGUAAGGAUGUCAGCAGAGUAAAUAAAAAAUAGACCUACGUAGCUGUGUUUCUUCUGAACAAACUUUAAGAACGAUGUCAUAUCAGGCCGGCCGAAAUGAUUUAUCGCUUUCAACCCAGUGAAAAUACUCUUCUUAGACAGUCUCUGGAAGUGGUUCUCGCAAAUGUACUGAAAAAGGAUUUUUGUCUUGGUUUGUUCUUGAAGAAUGCGGGAAUGGAACGUUCUAAAUAUUAUUAUAGAUUACCUACCAGCAUAGUAGUACGCAAAUCGAAUUUAUGAAAGAAUUGUGUAAUAAAUAUGUGAAUCUCUAAAACGUCCGUGACGUCCUUCCUCUCGACGUCUCGUAGGACGUCGAUGAACCACUCGAAGUGCUUGUGGGAGGGACAUAUCCACAGGAAGUAGACCUGGAAAGAGACGAGCAAUUAGAAAGGUACACAGGAAAAGUUGCUACAGGAUAAACGUUAAAAGUAUGAAAAAUAUUCAUGGUAAUCAUGGACUAAUCGUAUACAGAUCCUCUUAAUUACUUUUUUACAUGCAACCCUGAAUAUCUAUUCAUAGAAGUACUGUUAAAAAUAUGAAAAAUAUACGGUGGACUAAUUUUAUACAGAUCCUCUCAAUUACCUUUUUACAUGCAACCCCUGAAUAUCUAUUCGUAGAAGUGCCAAAAACGAGAUCGUUGAG
This is a messenger RNA of Nomia melanderi (Alkali bee), 3059 nucleotides long. RefSeq names its product dual oxidase maturation factor 1 mol (gene mol). Gene Ontology annotation, cellular component: endoplasmic reticulum membrane. Gene Ontology annotation, biological process: protein transport. The record is from RefSeq and is a predicted model, not a curated record. NCBI's taxonomy places the organism in Eukaryota, Metazoa, Arthropoda, Insecta, Hymenoptera, Halictidae.